This is a messenger RNA of Lagenorhynchus albirostris (white-beaked dolphin), 3148 nucleotides long. It is a transcript of the gene CHFR, whose product is annotated as checkpoint with forkhead and ring finger domains. Bases 94 to 2082 code for a protein of 662 amino acids. Gene Ontology annotation, molecular function: ubiquitin-protein transferase activity; protein binding. NCBI's taxonomy places the organism in Eukaryota, Metazoa, Chordata, Mammalia, Artiodactyla, Delphinidae. The transcript has 17 exons. The record is from RefSeq and is a predicted model, not a curated record. Gene Ontology annotation, cellular component: nucleus. Gene Ontology annotation, biological process: protein ubiquitination; mitotic cell cycle checkpoint signaling; ubiquitin-dependent protein catabolic process.
AUCAGCUGAGGGAUCCGAGAUGUCCGUUGACAGCGGCGGCGGCGGCCGCGCGGCCGGUUCCGGGUUCGGCGCGGGGCGGGGGAUGUGAAGCCGAUGGAGCGGCCGGGGGAAGGCGAGCAGCCGCCGCAGCAGCAGCCGUGGGGGAGACUUCUCCGCCUGGGCGCCGAGGAGGGCGAGCCGCACGUCCUCCUGAGGAAACGGGAGUGGACCAUCGGGCGGAGAAGAGGUUGUGACCUUUCAUUCCCCGGCAAUAAACUGGUCUCUGGAGAUCACUGUAAAAUUAUAGUGGAUGAAAAAUCUGGUCAGGUGUCGCUGGAAGAUACCAGCACCAACGGAACAGUAAUUAACAAGCUGAAGGUUGUUAAGAAGCAGACCUGCCCUUUACAGACUGGGGACGUCAUCUACUUGGUGUACAGGAAGAAUGAGCCGGAACACAAUGUGGCAUACCUCUACGAAUCCUUCCAUGAAAAGCAAGGCGUAACGCAAGACUCCUUCGAAGCUAAUAAAGAAAACGUGUUCCACGUGACCAAAGAUACCUCAGGUGCAGGGCGAGGCGACGACCCCCAGGAUCCCCAGGUCCUGCCAUCGCCACCCGCCACUCAGGUGUGCUUUGAGGAACCACAGCCAUCAACGUCCACAUCGGACCUCUUCCCCACGGCCUCUACCUCUUCCAUGGAGCCCACCUCUGCAGGGCGAGGGCCUCCCUCCAGCUCCGGCUCGAGAGGUGCAGACGUCUCCCCAAAAGGGUGUGGUCCAUCUGUGGCAAGUGAUGAAGUCGUCAUCUUCCCUUUGGCUCUCCCAGCAAGAGAGGGGGCGUCCUUUUCUCUGUCGGAACCCAAGGACCAGGAGGACUUGGAGCCCGUUAAGAAGAGAGUAAAAGCAGACGGGGAGCCCGCCCUGAACCUGCCCCUGGUCACGGACCCGGGCGGAGACCCCCACAGUACCCUCGACGUCAGAGCUGCGACCGUGAAGCCAGACAAGAUGGAGGAGACUCUCACGUGCAUCAUCUGCCAGGACCUGCUGCACGACUGUGUGAGCCUGCAGCCCUGUAUGCACACCUUCUGCGCUGCCUGCUACUCGGGCUGGAUGGAGCGCUCUGCCCUGUGCCCCACCUGCCGCUGUCCAGUGGAGCGGAUCUGUAAAAACCACAUCCUCAACAACCUGGUGGAGGCAUAUCUGCUGCAGCACCCGGACAAGAGGCGCAGCGAGGAGGAUGUGCGCAGCAUGGCCGCCAGGAACAGGAUCACGCAGGACAUGCUGCAGCCCAAGGUCAGGAGGGCCUUCUCCGACGAGGAGGGGAGCUCCGAGGACCUGCUGGAGCUGUCGGACGUGGACAGCGAGUCCUCGGAUGUCAGUCAGCCGUACAUCGUGUGCAGACAGUGCCCCGAGUACCGCAGGCAGGCGGGGCGGCCCCUUCCCUGCCCAGGGCCCGGCAGUGAGCCAGGGGCACCGCAGGCCCCUGGGGAUGCACCAUCGACGUCCGCCAGCAUCACGACAGCCCAGGACUACGUGUGUGCCCUGCAAGGAAGCCACGCCAUAUGCACCUGCUGCUUCCAGCCCAUGCCCGACCGGAGGGCGGAGCGCGAGCGGGACCCCCGCAUCGCCCCCCAGCAGUGUGCCAUCUGCCUGCAGCCCUUCUGCCACCUGUACUGGGGCUGCGCCCGGACCGGCUGCCUCGGCUGCCUGGCCCCGUUCUGCGAACUCAACCUGGGCGACCGGUGUCUGGACGGGGUGCUGAGCAACAACAACUACGAGUCGGAUGUCCUGAAGAAUUAUCUGGCCACCAGGGGUUUGACGUGGAAAAACAUGUUGACCGAGAGCCUCGGGGCUCUGCAGAGGGGAGCGUUCCUGCUGUCUGAUUACAGAAUCACCGGGAACACCGUGCUGUGCUACUGCUGUGGCCUGCGGAGCUUCCGCGAGCUGACCUACCAGUAUCGGCAGAACAUCCCUGCUUCUGAGCUGCCGGUGGCCGUAACGUCCCGUCCUGAUUGCUACUGGGGCCGCAACUGCCGCACUCAGGUGAAGGCCCACCACGCAAUGAAAUUCAAUCACAUCUGUGAACAGACGAGGUUCAAGAACUAAACAUCCAGGGAGGCAGCACAAUGGCUUGGGAGUAUUGCCGGUCAAUGACAGUGUCUCAGAAAAUACUGAAUACAGACGCUUUAAGAGCAUUUCACAGUGCCCCUCAGGGGACGCCGGGGGUCUCUGCUUCGGGCACUCUGGUGCGACCUUUCUCUUGUGGAGUGAGACCCUCUCGGCGAGAACCCCUACCAGUGGCGCCCAGAGCCCUGGGCCAGAGCAGGAGCUGUCAGCCGUCCCCUCCUGUUGAAGACGACCACAAGGUUUGCUCUCUGUACCUUUCGCACAGCCACGGUCAAAGCAGACGUCUCUCUUCAAGAAAAGUGCCCUGGGAGAAGAAGGGGAAUUUGUCAGAAAUGCUGUGCUGUUUGAGGGAAGGGAACAAAGUUUCCAGCUGGGGCGCACACAGCGGCUGACCUGUGCACUUUCAUAGGUUUGGUGCUCAUCUCCUAAGACGACUUAAAUAUCGCAAACUGUAGCACAAAUGAUAUAACUUAUAAUUUACAAGUUGACUAAAAUGGGAGAUAGUAUGAUAUUUGAAAGAAUAAGCAUAUGUUUCUGUUUAUAAAAGAAAAAUCAUCAGACGUCCAGGGACCCCAGCUCCAAGGGCAUGAUUGGGUCACUGCCACGCCGGGCUCCUCAGCACAACUGCAGCCCUGCCAACCUGUCCCGCCUUCUUCACUCCUCCCCUGCGGCUGGGGCCGGGGUGGCCCAGGGACCUGGGGUGCAGGUCGUCCCUGGUGGUGCCCCGGCCUGCCAGUAGCAGCUUCUUCCCACUGAGAGCUUCCACAAGUCCUUGCCCUUUCCGCCUGCUAUGGGUUUGCCGUGUCAUCUGGAAUAAUACUUGAAAUUUUGUUGUUUAAAAAAAAAAAGUUUUUUUAUCAGUUGUUGAAAUCACCCGUUAACGUUUGUUUGCAAAAUUGUACCUUUUUUGCUUCUUCUCAGGAAUACGAUUUUCAACUUUGUGUUGCUCUUGAUACAGACUCUGAGAAGCAGCGCUCCGUGGAAGAAGGCCUCCUUCCUGCGUUCUAAUAAACAAGCCGUGUCUGUUUCUCUCCCCGGCACGUUC